AUGGCAGAGCUGAAUCUGCGCAGCUGCGGGCUGACGGCCGCGGACCUGGAGAACUUAGCCCUCGCACUGAAGGACAAGACGCACAACAUCACUGCAGUGGAUCUGAGCGACAACGCCCUCGACAAUUCCGGAGGUGCCAAAGUGUUGGAGUAUUUGUUGGAGAAUGACUUGGUCAAAAGACUGGUGCUGAAUGAUAACGACCUCGGAGAUGACAUCGCCGAGGCAUUGGCAAAGUUGUUGCAGACAAACUCCACGCUCGAGCAGCUGGAGCUUCAAGGAAACUCGAUCUACACCGAAGGCAUGGCGUGCCUGGCGACUUCUUUACCCAAGAAUCGUGUGCUGCAGCAUCUCGACCUGGGCCACAACCAGCUCGGAAUUCACGGCGCAGAGCUCCUCGCGCCCGGCUUGCCAGCGUCCUCGUUGACAAGCUUGAGCUUGAGCGGCAACAGGAUCUGUGGAUCUGGUUCGCAGCAGAUCCUACUGAGCAUCAAAGAUUCAGGUAGCGUGGCAUUCUUGGACCUGGCUAUGAAUGAAAUUGGCUCGCAGGGGAUUGAGCUCAUGUGCUCUGCUUUGGCAGAAAAUGGUACCGUGACCAGCCUCAAUCUGGGCAGUAAUCGCAUAGAUGCAGACGGCGCCGUGUGUCUUUGCGCCGCAAUCUCGGAGAAUACGGCGUUGCGCAUCGUGACGUUGCAGCAGAAUGAGCUCGGCGAACAGGGUGCCGCCUCUGUAGCCGACAUGCUGGUGAAGAACGGGCGACUGACCUGCCUGGACCUCACGGGCAACAGCAUUGGUGAUGUGGGCGCCGCUAACAUUGCCGCUGCCAUCGAGAAGCACGGCAGCUUCAAGAGUCUCGCGCUGGCUCACAACUCCAUCUCUGACGAGGCCGCCGCUUCCCUGGCGUCUGCCACACGCUCGUCACCACUGUGCUCUUUGGCCUUGGCUGGGAAUGCGAUAGGAGAUGAGGGUGGCUCCCAUCUGCUGCAGGCAGCUACGGAGAAUGCUGAGCUCGUGGUCCUGGACCUUCUGUAUAACAAUAUCAGCUCCGAGGUCUCUGACGCUAUCGAGAAGCUGCUCAGAGAUAGGACAGGGUAG
Messenger RNA from Symbiodinium necroappetens, 1092 nucleotides. NCBI's taxonomy places the organism in Eukaryota, Dinophyceae, Suessiales, Symbiodiniaceae. The record is from the annotation of a GenBank genome assembly.